UAAGUUCAUCACAAGACACAUUUAGUCAGUGAAGAGUUCAAACAUUCCAGGCUUGUGUUUAAACAGACAAACUAUGACGGAAAUGAAGAAAAACUCAGAGAUCUCGAAGAAAAUGAAUACACAGUUGAAUAAGUUAAAUGAUGAUGUCAAUGCAAUACGAUUCAUUUUGAAAGCUGGAAACAUAAUGGCUAGUGAUGAUGAUGUAGUUCAUGGACUUGAGGAUCUUCUUCCAGAAGACCACUUUAAUAUCAGCUGCUUGGAAGCAAGACUCUGGAGAGCAGCAGAGGACAUUGAUAAACUGCAUCAGCUGGACAUCACCGUGAUGGACAAGUAUUCAAUUAGAAAAAUUGAAGUAUUACAGACAUUACUCGAAGAGGGCAAUUUAAGUUUAAAUUCCCGACUCAAUAGAGCACUGAAGGCCAUGCAAAAAUUAGAAAACCUUGACAACCAGAUAAAAGAUGUACAGAAAGAGGUAAUGAAACUGAUGAAAGAUACACAGACAGCGAGAGAAAAGGAGGAGAUGGAAAUGACCAAAAUACCACACAUGGACAAACAAAAGGAGAUGGAAAUAAAUAGAAAUUUGGAUAAGUUAAUUGAUAACAUCUUUGAAGUGAGAUUCAUUUUAAAAGAUCAAAACAACAUGUCAGCUAAAAAUUUGGAACAAGGCCUUUCAGAUGACAAUUUUCAAAUGGAAUAUAUAAAUACCAGACUAUGGAGAGCAGUGGAUGACAUAUACAAGAUGCAGCAGCUGGACUUCAACUUGACAUAUAUGGACAAAUACAAAGUGAGAAAAAUUGAACUUCUUCAUGAACUGCUGGAAGAGGCCAAUGUAAGUUUAAAACUUAGAAUUGAUAGAGCAAUGGCGAUCAUAGACACAAUGCAGCAGCUGGAAAGCCAGAUAGACAACUUAGGAAAAGAAGUGAUGGAAGUCAAGAAAGAGUUACAGAUAGAAAAACCAAAGGAGGUGAAAGAAAACCAAAAAAACUCAGAGACUGCAAAACAGAAGGAGGUGAAGAAAAUCAACGAGGCAGAAAUGAAAGCGAAUCAAGACAAGAAAAAAGAAUCUAGCAAAUUCCUAAAGCAUGUGACAAUAGGAAUUGGUACAGCUUUAGGGGCAGGUUUACUAAUUGCGGGCGGAAUUUUAAUCUGGAAAGCGUUUGGAAAAUAAACCUAAAUGGAGCCUCCAUCUUGAUUAUAUUUAGAGAAAAGGCAAUUUAAACCCUGCCUUAACCCCACACCAGUUUGACAGUCUUGUUUACAACCAACCAGGCGUCCCGCACAAGGUAGGGGGGGUCCAGGUACUCCCAGAGGCCCGGCUGGGCCCUUGGAACCGUACCCUGGAGCCCCACACAUGAGAUCCAGGACCUAUGUACUUUGAGUUUGGUCUUGGGGUACGCCCUGUUCCUCAGGUGCCAGGGAGCUGGUACCAGGCAGGGCGGGUCCUGCCUUUCUCCCACAAACCCGUGUUCCUCGGCAACGCCUCUCCUCCAGACUUUAGUAACAGGGUCAGAAUUCACUGGAGGACAUGAGUUAACACAUUGUGGGUCUGUCAGUCCAACACCUCUGGAUAACUUUACACAUACAACUUCCAACUGCACCAUGACACAGGAAGGACUUCAUUCACACUUUAGCUGUCAGUGAUGAGUUUGUCCUCCUGCCACUGAUGCAUACCCACUUGUAGAUUUUCUAAGGGGUGGUGUGGAAAUUGUAGCGAUGGAAGCAAUAAA
Messenger RNA from Poeciliopsis prolifica (blackstripe livebearer), 1727 nucleotides. Its product is annotated as protein Daple-like. The record is from RefSeq and is a predicted model, not a curated record. Bases 74 to 1168 code for a protein of 364 amino acids. The transcript has 2 exons. NCBI's taxonomy places the organism in Eukaryota, Metazoa, Chordata, Actinopteri, Cyprinodontiformes, Poeciliidae.